Messenger RNA from Mytilinidion resinicola, 1124 nucleotides. RefSeq lists its product as uncharacterized. The transcript is spliced from 2 exons. Lineage: Eukaryota; Fungi; Ascomycota; Dothideomycetes; Mytilinidiales; Mytilinidiaceae. The record is from RefSeq and is a predicted model, not a curated record. Bases 99 to 1001 code for a protein of 300 amino acids. Gene Ontology annotation, molecular function: protein binding.
CCUCAAUACAAAAUCUGACCUGAAACUGCAGGCCCGACAUACCUCCAUCUCCAGGUCCAGACCUCGCCGCCACCAUCGAUCCAGCUCUCGCACCGCAAAUGAAGCCAGGCAAUGAAGACAACUCCUUUGCUCCGGCCACUAAUGAUGACCGCGAGACCCGGCCCGACGUGGACAAUUCUCCGGAUCACGACCUCACCACUACCAUCGAACCCACCGAAGCGACCAGCUCACCUUCAAAUCCAGCCGCUCACGCUGUCUUCGCGUCUUACGAACUCCUCGAGGAGAUCCUAACCUACCUCCCUGCUCGCGAAGUCUGCCGUGCUCAGAUGGUCAACCGGACUUGGCGCGAUGUCGUACGCUCUUCACCGUCGCUGCAGCGGAACGCUUUCCUGGCUUCGGCCUUUCCGCUUGUAUCCCGGAAGCCUGGCCACCGGUAUAUGGAGGGCCGCUCCCUUGAUGAGUACGGCUCCUUCUGGGCUGGGCUCUAUGGUGACCGCGAUGGGGUCACAGCUUUCAACCCACUCGUUGACGAGAUAUUCAAUUCCAGCCCUUAUGGUCAACCGGACUUCUUAAUCAAAUCCAACGCACAGACUGGAGACGUUCUUCUGGACAUUGCCAAGAAUUGGUUCAAUGAGGCAUAUUACCCUGCAGAUCUUAAAGACCUCAUUCCAUUCAUCGAAUGCGUCCUGGGUAUCAAUGUGGAGAUUCCAGGAUGGAAUAAGGAUGUCAAAGAAGCCUCUUGGCGACAAAUGCUAGUCGUCGACCCGCCAGGUACCUGUGUAGCGAUUGCUGUGGGCCAAGAAAUAGAACAAGGAAAUUAUGAAAGGCUGCCGGUACGAGAGUGGGCCAGCCCUAGCCUCACAUUGGGGGAGUUGAUAGAUCAAUUAGUGAUCCAAUUGGUGGAAGACAACUGUAUUCCUAAGGAAUGCGGUGAGGGAGUGCUAGUCUCGGAGUCUACGCAGCACCGCAAGCUGUACACGUAUAUAUAUAGAGUGUAUUAGGGUGGGUGACCCAUACCGGGGACAGAGUCGAUACAGAUGGCUCGGGUAGACAACUCUUCGUGCGCUUGGUCGGUGGUACUAUCGCUGGCGCAUGACAACUACUAGCCUAGCUCUCAUGCAAUC